AUGCAGAUUUUCAGUAAUCUGAACUUGAGGAACAAUGUGCCGAAAUCCUCGCCGUGUUUAUCAUUGACAAAUGAUCAGAUACAACAGCAUUUCAAGUAUAAUUACCACAAGGAUCUCUGCAUGUCUGCACAACGAGCUACAAAAUGCAGUGCUGCAGGCGAGGCUACAGAAGCUGAGGUUGCCAACAAGGCAACUCCGAACAUCGACGAAGCAGGCCAACUUUACAAAACAAAAGUUAUCUCAAAUAAGACUCUUGUUGGCCCCAAAGACGAGCUGGGAGAGAUUUGCCAUAUCAUACUCGAUCACGGAGGCAAAUUUCAUUUCGUGGAAGGCCAAUAUCUUCGAGUAAUUUUACAUCCGGGUGAUGAUAACGUUUUCUCCAUUGCAUCAUGCAGAGAUGGAGAUUCUUCUGAUGGCAAGACACUCAGUUUGUGUGUUCGCCGUGCAGAACUGUCACCGCAUAGUGUCAGUGACUUCCUCUGUAACUGUAAAGAAGGAGAUAAAGUUGAUAUUAAAGGCCCUUUUGGGAACACAAUGAUAUUCCCAGAUGAUCCAGAAGCCAAACAUAUCAUGAUUGCAACGGCAACUGGUAUUGCUCCUUUCCGCGGCAACACUCAGCAAUUGUAUGAGACGGCCUUGAAUAACUCUGUGGCUGACUGCAUCUAUGUGAACGGUGAUGAAAUUUUCACGCUUUUGGAUAAAGGUGCAUAUAUAUAUUUCGCUGGAUCAAAGACAAUGAUGCUUGGAAUUCUGGAGACAUUUCAGAAAAUGGCUAAGGAAAGAGGUGUGAUUUGGGAAGAGAUGUUAGCCCGGCUGAAGAAAAAUAAUCAAUGGCGUGUUGAAGUUUACAAGAUCAUAACUUCAAUCCAAUGGUUUUAUGUUAAAUCAGUUGUGGCAAUGGCAUUGAGUAAUGCCUUUUAUUCAUCAUGUAUAGUUUAA
Dioscorea cayenensis subsp. rotundata (Guinea yam) is the source of this 939-nucleotide messenger RNA. RefSeq names its product ferredoxin--NADP reductase, root isozyme, chloroplastic-like. Gene Ontology annotation, molecular function: oxidoreductase activity. Bases 1 to 939 code for a protein of 312 amino acids. NCBI's taxonomy places the organism in Eukaryota, Viridiplantae, Streptophyta, Magnoliopsida, Dioscoreales, Dioscoreaceae. The record is from RefSeq and is a predicted model, not a curated record. The transcript is spliced from 5 exons.